GGAAAAGACUUUGUUGAAGUCGGAACUGUGAGGGGAUCCUGGCUGACAGAAAGUUAGAGGCACGGAGAAGCCCGAGGAUUCUCUCUGAACUCUGGGAACUGCUUUAAAGAAGCUAGAGUACCAGAGAAGACCUAGGAGGUGUGCGAAUCUCUGCAGCUGGGGCCAAAAUGUCAUUCAUAGAUCCUUAUCAGCACAUUAUAGUGGAACACCAGUAUUCCCAUAAAUUCACGGUUGUGGUUCUAAGUGCCACCAAAGUAACCAAGGGGACCUUUGGUGAUAUGCUUGACACUCCAGAUCCUUAUGUGGAACUCUUCAUCUCUACAACCCCUGACAGCAGGAAGAGAACAAGACACUUCAAUAAUGACAUAAACCCCGUGUGGAAUGAGAGCUUUGAGUUCAUUUUGGAUCCUAAUCAGGAGAACGUUUUGGAGAUCACAUUGAUGGAUGCCAAUUACAUCAUGGAUGAAACCUUGGGCACGGCUACAUUUCCUGUGUCUUCUAUGAAGGUGGGAGAGAAGAAAGAAGUCCCUUUUAUCUUCAACCAAGUCACUGAGAUGAUUCUGGAAAUGUCUCUUGAAGUUUGCUCAUGCCCUGACCUACGGUUCAGCAUGGCUCUGUGUGAUCAGGAGAAAGCUUUCAGACAACAGAGGAAAGAGAACAUAAAGGAGAACAUGAAGAAACUCUUGGGUCCAGAAAAGAGUGAGGGGCUAUAUUCCACACGUGAUGUCCCUGUGGUGGCCAUUUUGGGUUCAGGUGGGGGUUUCCGGGCCAUGGUGGGAUUCUCUGGUGUGAUGAAGGCGCUGUAUGAAUCAGGGAUUUUGGACUGUGCUACCUACAUUGCUGGUCUUUCAGGCUCCACAUGGUACAUGUCAACCUUGUACUCUCACCCUGAUUUUCCAGAAAAAGGCCCAGAGGAGAUUAAUGAAGAGCUAAUGAAAAACGUUAGCCACAACCCUCUCUUACUUCUCACACCACAAAAAAUUAAGAGAUAUGUUGAUUCUUUAUGGAAGAAGAAAAGUUCUGGCCAACCUGUUACCUUUACUGACAUCUUUGGGAUGUUAAUAGGAGAAACACUAAUUCAAAAUAGAAUGAACACUACCUUGAGUAGUUUGAAGGAAAAGGUCGAUGCAGCUCGGUGCCCCUUGCCUCUCUUCACCUGCCUCCAUGUCAAACCUGAUGUGUCAGAGCUGAUGUUUGCUGAUUGGGUUGAAUUUAGUCCAUAUGAGAUUGGCAUGGCAAAAUAUGGUACCUUUAUGGCUCCUGACCUAUUUGGAAGCAAGUUUUUUAUGGGAACGGUUGUGAAAAAAUAUGAAGAGAACCCCUUGCAUUUCUUAAUGGGUGUCUGGGGCAGUGCCUUUUCCAUACUGUUCAACAGAGUCCUGGGAGUUUCUGGGUCACAAAACAAAGGCUCUACAAUGGAGGAGGAAUUAGAAAAUAUUACGGCAAAGCACAUUGUGAGUAAUGACAGUUCUGACAGUGAUGACGAGGCCCAAGCACCCAAAGGCACAGAGAACGAAGAGGCCGAAAGAGAGUACCAAAAUGACAACCAAGCAAGCUGGGUCCAUCGGAUGCUGAUGGCCUUGGUGAGUGACUCAGCUUUGUUCAAUACCCGAGAAGGCCGCGCAGGGAAGGUGCACAACUUCAUGCUGGGCUUGAAUCUCAACACGUCCUAUCCACUGUCUCCCUUGAGAGACCUCACCCCCCAGGAUUCCUUCGAUGACGACGAACUCGAUGCAGCCGUAGCAGAUCCGGAUGAAUUUGAACGAAUAUAUGAACCACUAGAUGUCAAAAGUAAAAAGAUUCAUGUUGUAGACAGCGGGCUCACUUUUAACCUGCCGUAUCCCUUGAUUCUACGACCUCAGAGAGGUGUGGAUCUCAUCAUCUCCUUUGACUUCUCUGCAAGGCCAAGUGACACAAGCCCUCCUUUCAAGGAACUUCUACUCGCAGAGAAGUGGGCUAGAAUGAACAAGCUCCCCUUCCCAAAGAUUGACCCUUACGUGUUUGAUCGGGAAGGAUUGAAGGAGUGCUAUGUUUUUAAACCCAAGAAUCCCGACGUGGAGAACGAUUGCCCUACCAUUAUCCACUUCGUUCUGGCCAACAUCAACUUCAGAAAGUACAAGGCCCCAGGUGUUCCAAGGGAAACCAAAGAGGAGAAAGAAAUAGCUGACUUUGACAUUUUUGAUGACCCUGAGUCGCCAUUUUCAACCUUCAACUUUCAGUAUCCAAAUCAAGCCUUCAAAAGGCUACAUGAUCUCAUGUACUUCAACACGCUGAACAACAUUGACGUGAUAAAGGAUGCCAUUGUUGAGAGCAUUGAAUACAGAAGACAGAACCCAUCUCGUUGCUCUGUUUCCCUGAGUAAUGUCGAGGCAAGAAAAUUCUUCAACAAGGAGUUCCUAAGUAAACCCAAGGCGUAGUCUGUGUGCUGGAAAGAUCAAGCCGUUUGGAUUCCAUGACAAUUGGAGUCAAGAGCAAUUUAGAGGUGGUCUUACUGAGCAUAAGAGACUGGCUAGCACUCAGAGUUACAGUGAUUUCGCUUCAUGUUGGGUGGAAAAUGGUGUUGGUUAUGUAAUUCUUAGCAACAGUUUGUGUCAGUAUGAACUUUCUGACAUAAGCAUAUGGAUUUAUACUGUAUUUUAAACAUUCCUCACCAACCUUUUUUUUACCUGUACUUAUACAUACAUAUAUAUAUAUAUAUAAAUGUGGUUUUCUUUUUAAAAUAUUUAAUAGUUUAGCUCAGUAAGUAAGGCUUCCCAUUGUGUGUGAAUGUUAUUCACAAACUAGAUUUGUUCAUGCCAUGACACAACACUAUUUUUUAUUUAAGAUUCAUAUGUACACAUAUGAAAUAAAAAACUUUGAUGUACAAACUACCA
Messenger RNA from Peromyscus maniculatus bairdii (prairie deer mouse), 2873 nucleotides. RefSeq names its product phospholipase A2 group IVA (gene Pla2g4a). Lineage: Eukaryota; Metazoa; Chordata; Mammalia; Rodentia; Cricetidae. The record is from RefSeq and is a predicted model, not a curated record. Gene Ontology annotation, cellular component: endoplasmic reticulum; Golgi apparatus; nucleus. Gene Ontology annotation, biological process: glycerophospholipid catabolic process. Gene Ontology annotation, molecular function: calcium-dependent phospholipid binding; calcium ion binding.